Melospiza georgiana is the source of this 1104-nucleotide messenger RNA. RefSeq names its product apolipoprotein A4 (gene APOA4). Gene Ontology annotation, cellular component: extracellular region. Gene Ontology annotation, molecular function: lipid binding. Gene Ontology annotation, biological process: lipid transport; lipoprotein metabolic process. Lineage: Eukaryota; Metazoa; Chordata; Aves; Passeriformes; Passerellidae. The transcript is spliced from 3 exons. The coding region runs from base 1 to 1104 and encodes 367 amino acids. The record is from RefSeq and is a predicted model, not a curated record.
AUGGCGCCCAAGGCGGCCGCCCUUGUCCUGGUUCUCCUGGCGAUCUCAGGCUCCCGGGCCGAUGUGAACCCUGAUGAGGUGGCCAGCGUGAUCUGGAAGUACUUCACGGAGCUGGGCAGCAAUGCCAAGGACACGGCGGAGCAGCUGCACCAGAGCGAGCUCAGCAAGCAGCUCAACACCCUGCUGAAGAGCAACCUGCAGAGCGUCAGCGCCUACGCCGAGGACCUGCAGCAGCGCCUGGAGCCCUUCGCCCUGGAGCUGCAGGCCAAGCUGGCGCAGGACUCGCAGCGCCUCAAGGAGCAGAUCCAGCGGGAGCUGCAGGAGCUGCAGGCCAAGCUGGCGCCCUACGCCGACCAGGUGCACGAGCAGAUCGGCACCAACAUCCGGGAGCUGCGGGCCAGGAUGGGCCCGUACGCCGAGGAGCUGCGCUCGCAGGUGGAUCGCAGCGCCGGCGAGCUGCGGCAGGCGCUGGAGCCCUACGCGGCCGAGCUGCGGGAGCGCCUGCAGGACAACGCCGAGAGCGUGCAGGCCUCGCUGAGCCCCUACGCCGAGCGCCUGCAGCGGCAGAUCGACGGCGGCGUGGAGGGCGUCAAGCAGCGGCUGUCGCCCGUGGCGGACGAGCUGAAGGCGCAGGUGGAGCGGAGCGUGGCCGAGCUGCGGCGCGGGCUCAGCCCCUACGCGCAGGAGGUGCGGGACGGGCUGGAGCGGCAGCUGCAGAGCCUGAGCGCGCAGAUGGAGCGGGCGGCCGAGGAGCUGCGGGCCCGCCUGGCCGCCAGCUCCGAGGAGCUGCGAGCCCAGCUGAGCCCGCUGGCCCGGGAGCUGCGGGAGGCGGCGAGCGGCGACGCCGAGAGCCUGCGGCAGCGCCUGCAGCCCCUGGCGCAGCAGCUGGAGCAGCGCCUGGGCCAGAGCCUGGAGACCUUCCGGCAGCAGGCGGCUCCCUUCGGGGAGACCUUCGGGCAGCAGCUGGUGCAGCGGCUGGAGGAGAUGCGCGGCAAGCUGGACUCGGGCGCGGCCGGCGUGGAGGAUCACCUGGAGCUGCUGGAGAAGGAGGUGCGGGACAAGGUGGCCGCUUUCCUCAGCACCGCCGCGCCCCCGCAGGAAUAA